Molecule: messenger RNA, 9956 nt
Organism: Dunckerocampus dactyliophorus (ringed pipefish)
Lineage: Eukaryota; Metazoa; Chordata; Actinopteri; Syngnathiformes; Syngnathidae
Gene: ddx56
Product: DEAD (Asp-Glu-Ala-Asp) box helicase 56
Exons: 13
Coding region: 47-1825 (592 amino acids)
Cellular component (GO): nucleolus
Molecular function (GO): nucleic acid binding; RNA helicase activity; ATP binding
Source: RefSeq, a predicted model, not a curated record
CGUCUAACGUGUGCGACGCACGUGUGCGUGGAGUAAAAGUGAAGCGAUGGCGACGGACAGGCUUCAAUUUCACGAAAUGGGACUAGACGACCGUCUUUUAAAGGCGGUGGCGGAUCUGGGUUGGUCCCAGCCCACCUUGAUCCAGGAGAAGGCCAUCCCUCUGGCUCUGGAGGGCAAAGACCUUCUGGCUCGGGCCCGGACCGGCUCGGGAAAGACUGCUGCUUAUGCCGUGCCAGUCAUCCAGCGCAUCCUGGCCUCCAAACAGACUGUCCGCGAGCAGGAUGUGAGAGCUCUGAUCCUGGUUCCCACCAAAGAACUGGGCCACCAGGUGCAGGCUAUGAUGAGGGAGUUGACGGCGUACUGCUCGAGGGACGUCCGUGUGGCGGACGUCUCUGGCAGAGCGGACGUUUCCGCACAAAGGCCCAUCCUGAUGGAGAAGCCCGACGUGGUCGUGGGGACGCCGUCGCGUGUGCUGGCCCACAUCAACGCACAAAACCUGGUCCUGCACGCCUCGCUGGAGAUGCUGGUGGUGGACGAGGCCGACCUGCUCUUCUCCUUUGGCUUCGAGGCCGACCUGAAGAACCUGCUGUGCCACCUGCCAAAGAUCUACCAGUCGUUCCUCAUGUCAGCGACCUUCAGUGAGGAUGUCCAAACCUUAAAGGAGCUCCUGCUGCAUAAUCCUGUGACUCUAAAGCUGCAAGGCUGUCUGCUGCCAGACGCCAGCCAGCUGCAGCAGUACACUAUCAAGUGUGAGGAGGAGGACAAGUUCCUGCUCAUCUACACGCUGCUCAAGCUGCGGCUGGUCCAGGGCAAGUCGUUGAUCUUUGUGAGCGAGGUGAGCCGAUGCUACCGCCUCAAGCUCUUCCUGGAGCAGUUCAGCAUUCCCGCCUGCGUGCUCAACUCAGAGUUGCCCGUCCAGUCCAGGUGUCACAUCAUCACACAGUUCAAUCAAGGCUUCUAUGACUACAUCAUCGCCACAGACGAGCGCAGUCUGGCCGACCCUGCCGCUACGCAGCGUCCUGCGGGCAAAGGCAAGAAGAAGAAGAAGGCGGGAAACCUUCAAGAUAAGGAAUACGGAGUCUCCAGAGGCGUGGACUUCCAAAACGUGGCCAAUGUCAUCAACUUUGAUUUCCCCGCGACCGUCGAGUCCUACAUCCAUCGAGUCGGAAGGACGGCGAGAGCAGACAACCCGGGCACUGCCUUGUCCUUCAUCUCUCACUUCCAGCUGGCUCUGCUCAAGGAGGUGGAGGAGGUGCUGACGGGAGAUAACGCAGAAUCCGCCCUGAAGCCAUACCAGUUCAAGAUGGAGGCCAUUGAGGGCUUCAGGUACAGGUGCAGGGUGAGUGCGGCAGGGUGGAUGCAUGCAUUGCCUUUGUGCAUCAUAACAGAAAACGCACUGAAGCAGACAUAUGACAAUCCUGAAGAGCUUAUGUGGCCGUGGUGGGAUUGUUUCCUGAUGCAGGACGCGAUGCGUUCCGUGACCAAGCAGGCGGUGAGAGAAGCCAGACUGAAGGAGAUCAAGCAGGAGCUGCUCAACUCCGAGAAGCUGAAGACAUACUUUGAGGACAACCCCAGAGACCUGCAGCUCCUCAGACACGACAAAGAUCUCCACCCUGCCAUCAUCAAGGCUCACCUGAAGAACAUCCCCGAUUACCUCAUUCCUGAGGCUCUGAGGGGGCUCGUCAAUCCUCUGUCCGACAGGAUGAGGAGGAGGAGGGAAAAGUCCAAAGUGCAUGGAGUCACCAAGAGAAAUUUCAAGAACGUCCAAGGGAAGAACCCUCUGAGGAGCUUCCGCUACACAAAAAGGAAGGGAACGCAAAAGUGAGCCAGUCAUGAAGAACUUUUUAGAUGAAAGAUGAUGAAACAGACGCUCCCGAAACAGCUGAAAUAAACAUCCCAUGUAUAUUCAUAUUUCGAAUAAAACCUCUGUAAGUAGCCACACUGUAUUUUUUUUUUUUUUUUUUUUUUUUUUUUUUUAGAAGUCUUAUUUGUUCUCAAUGUGUUUAUUGAACUUGGAAGCCAUUUACAGCAUAUUUCAACAGAAUGUUCUAGAACCAAUUCAUCCUUCAGUGCUUCUGUGUUCUGGAAGCGUCUUUCACGGUCUUCUUCUAGUACACUUCAUUUAUCAGGAACUGUUUAUUGUACUAUGACAGCUCCAGUCUGGUGUUAUUGUCUACACUGGAUGGUUGUUAUGUAAGUCAUUUCUGUAACUGCACAAACAACAAUAAGUGAUAUGAAGUCAUAAAUCCUGCAUAAGAUGACACCUAGCUCCAAACAUCAGUGCUACAGCGGUCAAAUCCAGAAGGUGAAAGUCCUUCAACAUGACGUGUUGUUGUCAUAGCAGUUUUAAGAGGAUGUCGUGGUCCUGGAAGCUAGUUUAGACUUGUUGGCUCUUCCUGUUGCUCAUUUUCAGUCGAUGGUGAAUUGAAAGGGGUAGUCCUGAGUGGGCACCGAGUCAAAGAUGAUGCUGUCAAACGGGUUUUCAGUGGACCAGUUGUCCACAGGAAACCAGGAGUCGUACCAGGAUGUGGUGGUCUCAGUGCUGCGUGUUGUGGUAGUAGUUGUAGUAGUAGUAGUAGUAGUUGGGGUGGUGGUGGUACCAGGCGUGCUGCCGAGGCCAGCUCGUUGCCUCUGCAGACGUAGCCGACGCAGACGCAGGAUUCGCAGCCGCCUGAGCCGUUCCGCUCUCUGGGCGGCGGCGUGCUCGUCCUCUGUGGAGGUGGUGCUAGCAACCACCGCUGUGUUGCUGGCCGCCGUUGCCUUCACCUCGUUGGUCUUGGUGACCACUCGGAUGGGCCUGUUGCCGUUGAGCGCCAGGAUCUCUUUGAUGCGGUCCCAGUUGGAUUUGGCCAAGGUGAAGCUGCAGGACGUGGCCCCGGAGUCGUAGCCCACCAUGCACAGUCUGGUCUGAGGCGUGUAGCCGUCCGCCUUCGCCGUCACGCGGUACUCUCCGGGAUUCAACAGACGCCAGUAGUCACCACCCGCAGCUGCAACCAGAGACAACGUCAAGCUUUGUCCUCGGAUGAAACUAUGAGAAGGAUUUUGUCAGGGCAGGAAAAGGCACCAGCUAUGACGUCAUGACGUAUCCCCUCCACCGAUAUGGUGGCGUUGGCCAGCGGAUUUCCCUCCACAUCUUUGACCACACCUUUUAUCCCCCGAUGGACCUGGGCAAGAAGACAAAGCAGAUUAAUUCAAAGCUCUCCAUGUUUUAUCCACUGGGAGAUCCUAUGUCACGAUGUCUACAAGCUGGAAAACAUUUCUGGGACUGAACCUUUCUGACUCAUGUCCCCGUCGACAAGGUUUUGUGGGAGUUGGUCAAUAAAGACAACAUGCUCUCCAAUCCCCUCAAGUUUCAGUGUGGUUACUUUAAGGUUCCUUAAUCGGAAACUCUCAAAAACCCAAAGAAAUCCUGGACAACACAGUCCAAGGUUUCUUUAUGGUUUUCUUCUCGGGAUGCACUUGUUUUUGUUCUUUUGGCAGCCUGACGAUGGCACCGUGGUUGUCACCUGCUCAAUGAAGGACAGCAGAGCCUCGCGGUUGUUCUCCCACUCCAGCGGGAGUUCGCUCUCGUGCGGAAACUUGUCACAUCCCAGGAAGAUGGAGAGCUCCAAGCAGUUGGUGUGCAGGUAGCUGAAGUCGUUCAUGCCUGAUGGGGUCACACUCAGUAUGACUUUAGCUGGCUAGCCACUAGCAUUCUUAUGCUAAUCUUAAUGGGAGCAACACUUACUGCCCACCACAGGCUUCCAGUUGGCACCGUUGACGAUGCCCUGGCCUCUAGUGAUGUCGUCCCCGUGACAAGAGCCUCGGUGAGUCUCAGUCAUGGUCAGGUGACUGUGAGCGUACGACAUGGCCAGCCAGCGAAACAUCACGUCAUCUGGUGUCUCCCUCAGGGCGCCCUCGUUCUGACGCUGAAUGCGGGUCCAUGUGUCCUCGCUCAUCUCGGCGUUGCCCCUCCAGUGCCUGCUGUCACUCGACUUGGACACAGCAAGGCCGUCACAAGGUUGGCCCGCUAGCAAAGUCACUUUACACCUCUCCUUACCGAAAUCUGCGGACGCUGCAUGUCGUAAGGGUAUGUGACCAGCUUUUCUCCGCCUUGCAAAUUAGCUCCCAGCACGAAAGGGUUACGCUCCAUCCAGGAAAUGAUGGCUUUGGUUUCCACAGCGAGCUGAAGGAGGCAAUGUGCAGAUGUUUUUGUCUGAACUAGUUUUGCACUGGAACACUACCUCCUCCGCAUUCUACUCACUGAUCCAUUGAGGAAGUUCUCUGGCAUGGGAAUGUGAUGGUUGGGUACGAUACGAGGGACCCAGCCUCGGUCCUCCGCCCCCCAUAAGAUGCUGUUGAGGUCUGGAAAGUUCUGGAAGAUGUCGUAGCCUUCCUCCGUCCAAUGUCCCACAGCCCAGUUCCCCAUCUCGGAACCCUGGGGGACAGGAAGGACGCUGAAUCUUGAACAUGACGCCAAAGGCGUAAGAGUGCUGAAACGUCACCAUCGUACCGCCUCGUACGCCAGCUCGUACGCGUCAGGGUUGAGAGACGGCACCAGGUGGAUUCUCACACCGUCCACCAGGCGACGCACUCGAGGGUUUUCGUCCUUGUACUCCUUGCACAGGAACUGCAUCAGCAGGAGGAGAAGCUCGCGGCCCAGGGCCUCGUUACCGUGGAGGCCUGCUGUGUAACGGAAUUCUGGUUCUCCUAAAAAACCAAAGACAAUCCUCCAGUUUGUUAGCUUGGAGAAAAUGGUCAAUAACAUUGACUAUGUUGCAGGUGGAAGUGUUAUGUUACCUAGCUCAUGCUCGCCAGGAUUGUCAGAGAUCUCCAUAGCGUACAUCUUCAGGCCCUGAGAACUUUUACCAACGUUGUAGAUUCUGGUAAUGUUGGGACACUCCUCAUUUAUCACCUUCAUCAUCUGGAGAACACAAAGACUUCACUUGGCUGCUUGGCAGUUUUGGAAGGUUGUAGGUAUUUUUAUUAGUCGAGAGGCCAACCUGUCUCAUGUCCUUGUAGUUGUGGUGUCUGAAGUCGAGCUCGUCUGAGGACCUCACUUCGUUCUCGCUGUGGUGGCUGCCUGGAAGGAAGAUUGUGGUUCAGAAGAUUGUGGGUCAGUAUUUGCAGGGGUUUUUUUUGGUCUUACUGACUGGGAAGUUGACAGGCCAGAACCUCGGCCCGGAGACACAAGCUUCCGUUCCAGCUCUGAGGCAGGAUGCGGAGGUAUCGCGCCACCACGGGCCAAGAAAACUGGUUCAUGACCGGGGUGUCCUUGUCCACAUUCCCGUAGAACAACUGUAGUGAAACACCACAACGUUUGGUUUGGUUUAACUCCGGGAACGCUGCCACUUUUGUGUUAUGGAAGUUCUAGCUGAUGUUACCCUCACCCACUCAGCGUAGCCAUCGUGAAGAACGGUCCAAUCACGACUGUCAUUGCUGAAGGCCACGAAGUAGGAGGACACAAAGUCCUCGCUGCAAGUAGACAUGCAUGCAGGCUGAUCUUUUAACCAGAGGGUUGAUGUGGACAUAUUCCCAGAAUAGUUACCACAUGCAGGAAAUGUAUUAGCAUUCCCGGGCUAUGCUUAGUAGUAGCUAGCAUCCAAGGCUUAGUUAAUGGCAUUUCCUGGCACUAGCAUUCCUAAUUUCUUGGCCAGUCACUUACAUUCUUUGGCUCUCCCCAGCAUUCCUUCGCUGGUCUUUAGUAUCUACUACGUAAGGCUGUCAAAGUUGAUGGAAAUUUCCUUUUAACUGCACUUUUUUUUUUUGACACGCGAUUAAUGUGAAUAUGUCCCACACCGUAGUUUGAGAAAACACAGCGGUGGAUGUGGAGCCACAAGCGGAAAUGAAUACUGAGCAGAAAUGGGGAAAGAAAAGUUUUUUUUGAUUGGGAAGUUGAGCUUCAAAACCCUGGCAGAUUGCUCUCUGCACAAGACCAGUAUCAACUGUCACUGAGAGUUGAGUUGUCACUGAGUACGUCCACUGCCAGGGAGACGCGAGGAGGUACUGGAGCGCUGCUGGUAUAUUUUUUUUAUUGCCAUUUAUUCAGUGUUUUUUUUGCUUUGAACUGCGAACUAAAAUUUGGGUGAGGAACUGCUAGUUACUGGCAGGCAUAGCCGAGGACAGCUGUUUGGGCGCUUGUGUCAACGUGAGUGUCAAAGUGGGUGUAAAUAGCAUUAGCAGUGCGCUAGUCCGUUUUUUUUUCUACACAUCAGUAAAACAUACGUACAUUAUAGCCAUCCAAUUGAUCUUAUUUGUGUAAAACUAAGACAGGAACUACAUCAAAUUAAAAGCACGAAAUGAAUACAGAGCCACCAUCCACCAGAACCAGCCUGGACUUUGUUUUUCGCCACCAUCCACCAGAACCAGCCUGGACUUUGUUUUUCAGAGAGGUGCAUGGAACAAAUGCACAUUAGCACUCAAUAGGGUCAUCAAAUCUUACCUUUAUGCAUUCCCACACAGUAUCAGCAUUUGGGAGCAAAUGUGAGGUGAAAGAAAAAGGGUAAAAAUACAAUAUAGUCGUCUACCUGUGCAGAUGGUGCAUUCAAGGACCGUCCAACAAAGUGGGACAAGUUGCCGCUCGCAUUACACUGUGGGAUUUCUAACUACAGUCAAACCUGUCUUAGCGGCCACCUGUAUAUAACGCCACCUGCCUAUAGCGGCCACUGAAAAAUCCCCCGCAACAAAUUUACAUGUUAUAGACCCUGUGUAUAGCAGUCACCUGUCUAACGCGGCCAGCGGCCACCCAUUUUGUCUCCCUUGGUCAAUAUCUGACCGCAUAUAGCGGCCAAAAUACCGACUCAAGCAGAAGCUUCAUGCACGAAAAAGUUUAGUUUUUUAAUCAAUGAAGACGUCGUGUGUAGACUUUAAUUACUGAGUCCUAGCUCAGUCACAAUCAUUCACAAGAUCCACACAAACUGUCAGUUGUUCCACAUAAAAAAAAAGCCGUCUUCUUUGGAGCUUGUUGCAGAUAGUGACACCGUUUACUUCCUGGUGUGAGACAAUGUGCACUGGUCAAUACUGUAAUGCCGCUUGUUGCGGGGAAGGAGAGACUCACGUCGCCGAUGCACUUUAAUUGCUUUAACAGCGGAGAACACUGCAGGACAUUACAUCCACGCCAACAUAAACACACUUCCCAACUCUCUCCACACUCACAGCUAGCACUCAGCCUAGCUCUCCUGCUCGGGACGCCCACUGUCACUUCCCGUCACUUCCUGAUGAACUAAAGCUGUAAUGACACUCUGCCGUAUAUAUAGUAGCACAGCUUUGUUCUGUGGGUGGUAUAGAAUAACAAGCCUAGUUGUUGUUUACAACUUUUAUCCGCAGUCCCACAGUGCCCUCUACUGGUCAACAUGUAACAAUAUAAUUAUAUGUAUCUGCAAACACAACAAGCUUCUAAUCACAGACAUGUUAAUAUGUGCGCGCACAAAUUUAAAAUGGCCACCAACCUGUAUAAGGGCCACCUGCCUAUAGCAGCCACUUUUGCCGUUUCCCUUUAGUGGCCGCUAUAGACAGGUUUGACUGUAUUAUUUUUUUGAAUACGAUAAUGGCCCAUAUUCACAAAAUUGAUAUCCCUUUACAUAAAAUUUGGUGGUUAUUUAUUUUUUUAUUUUAUUUUUUAAUCAUUGCGCCUGAAUGUUUUGGUGGUUGGGGACCCCCUACCUUACACCAUGAUUUCGGAUAUGAUAUGCUCAUUUACACGUUUGGAAAAUACUGUAAGAUCGCCACUUUUAUACAAUUGGCUUCUUUAUUUUAUAAUCUAGGAUUCAUGUCUACAUCAACAAAUGUAAUCGUUGAAUUGUAUCGAAUCAAAGCGUAUCUUUUGUACACUGUAUCCAAUCGUGUGUUGUAUCGUUUUUUUAAUCGUAUCUUAACCCGUGUAUGUGUGAUGCAUACUGAAUCGUUUUCCAUUCAGAUUUCCAGUACAUCCAUACUUAUUAUAGAUUAAAGGCUUUUCUAUCUGCAAUGAAUUCUGAGUUAAUUUGGACAAAAUGUGAUUAAUCGUGCUUGAAUAUUUGAAUCGAUUGACAGCCCUAGUAUCUAGACUGGAUAAAGGUUGCAAGUCGUGGCCACUUACAGCUGCUCAGAGUUUCUUCCCUGCGUGAUGACAGCCGUGAACUCCACCUCUCGUCGGGCAUCCACCUCAAACCAGCUGUUGGUUUCCUCGGGCUCUGCGCACCACGCACCCCCGUAAAGAUCCUCCUCACUGGCCGAACCCUGGCCACAGCAGAGCUUUAGUCUGGACCGGUCCGGUGUGAUGGUCCUGCGAGGACGAAUAUGCGGUACCUGCAUGUUGAGUCGGCCCCUCUGAGCCGUGAAGCCAUGAUGGGACUGAGAAGAGGCCAGCAGCUGGUCGUCAUCCACGCGGUGAGACUCCAAACCCAGAGGAGGACACUCUAUAGACGCCACAAAGAAGUCUCGUUCUUUGACAUGAGACACUACGACGCGUCUGGAUUCUGUUGUUGUCUUACUUUUGGGUUCUGGCGGCUGUGAAAUCUGUUUGAGUCGCUCCUCUUCCUCCUCCUCCCACUUCUUCCUCAGACGCUCGGCUUCAGCGCGUAACGACAAAACAAUGUGUGUCAAGAUGUCGGCCGGCACAAACGACUUCCAUGUGUGCCGCGCUACAUCUUCUCUACACCAAAACCUCAAAAGCUCGACACAUGUUUCCUCUGGCGGAUCCUACCGCACUAAAAAGUACAACAUGGACUUGUACUGCACAUAAACUCAUGGCAAACAACAUGCCGAGACCUUUUUCAGCCUUUUCCUUGCGAGCCAUUUCCCGCUCUCGCUCCUCCUCCUCUUGUUUCUUCUUGGACACUGUCAACAAACAAGGACAAGCUGAUGUGCGGAAUGGUCUCCAACGUGCUCGUGAUGGGAAGCGGCGGACGCACGGUCGUCGUAGUCGUACUCUUCGUACCAGGGUCCCACGUAGGGCACGGCGGUGGUCUCCUCUGCAAGGCAGAAGGACGCGUCGUCAUCAUGACCUCCAGGACUGCAGGCGGUGAAAGUACGACGGAACCAUACCUGGAAUGUACAUGAUGACCUCAGGAGUUGUCAGCUGCUUGUUACCUGGAGAAAAAUACCCACAUAAUUACUGACAAGGACUUCAUGACCACAUGAAGAAUGAUGAAGGUAUGCUAGCGUGAACCCUCCUCUGUCUAAGCAAAUUAGCCUUGUGAGAAAGCAUACGCUAACAUGAAUGAAGGCACGGAAGCGAUGGUUUGUGAGGCGAACGCAACAGCCCCAGUGUGGGAAUAUUUUGGUUUUAAACAGAAUGAACAAGGUGAGCGCAUGAACACCGACAGCCGACGGACAGUUUUAUCAACUAGGGAAAAAAACAAUACCGAUGGAGGUGCCUCGGGCAGCGGAGCCUUCUUAUUGAGGCGUUCGGUUGGCAAAUAUAAACAAAACAGUGCAAAAUGGUGCGUGUUCACAGACAGUGUUGCUCGCUACAUUGCAAAAGAAAUGCAAGCAUUCAAUACGGUUAUAUGGCAAAUACUUCAUGAAAACAUGGUCUCAAAAAUGAUCAUUUGGAGCACAAUUAUCGACCAGCAAAAUUUGUUAUCGUGACAGGCAUAGCUGCAUGGAAGAGUUGAGUCUGCAAAGAUGCUAGUCCACUGACCCGGGACGGCCUUAACCAGGUCUGGUUCUUCAGGCUCCUCCCACUUUGGCUGGACUGUGGUCACAUGACUGGUUGCUGUGGAGACACAAUGACAGAAGGUGUAUUAUCGGAGGUAGAACAUCUCAGUGGUCCUGUCUAAGCAAACGUACUUGUGUCCCUGCUGGGUUCCGUCAGUGGCUUCGUCUCAGGCUGCUUUGUGGGAGCCGCUUUGGGUUUCUUGGUGGCUUUGGGUUUCUUUGUGGCUUUGGGUUGUUUGGGCUUCUUGGUGGGCUUUGGAGCUUUGGGCUUUUUGGUGGGCUUUGGGGUUUUCUGCUUCUUUGCUUUGGCCUCCUUCUCUGCCGCCUUCCUAGCUUUG